Molecule: messenger RNA, 810 nt
Organism: Lolium rigidum
Lineage: Eukaryota; Viridiplantae; Streptophyta; Magnoliopsida; Poales; Poaceae
Product: myb-related protein 308-like
Exons: 4
Coding region: 1-810 (269 amino acids)
Source: RefSeq, a predicted model, not a curated record
AUGGGGAGGUCACCGUGCUGCGACAAGGCGAGUGUGAAGCGGGGGCCGUGGUCGCGAGAGGAGGACGCCGUCCUCAGGAGCUUCAUCCAGAGGUUCGCCAAUGCCGGGAACUGGAUCACGCUGCCACAGAAAGCAGGGCUUAGACGCUGCGGCAAGAGCUGCCGUCUCCGGUGGCUCAACUACCUCCGCCCGGCGCUCCGGCACGGCGGUUUCACCGAGGAGGAGGACAGCCUUAUAUUGUCCCUCUACGGCGAGAUCGGGAGCAAGUGGUCGGUGAUCGCGGCCAAGCUCCGAGGCCGGACAGACAACGACGUCAAGAACUACUGGAACACCAAGCUCAAGAAGAGCCCGUCCGGAGGUGAUCAAACGCCUCUCCCGGCAACUCCUCCGGCGCUCGUCAAUCUCGACACAGCCCUCAGCACGGUCGACGAAGACGACGGGGACCUCACGCACGAAUCGGAGCGGCUAUACGCGGAGCUCAUGGGGCUCAUCGACCAGAAGUCCACCACCAGUUCUUGUCCGUCUACCGGAGAGUCGAUGUCGUCAUCGCCACCGCCACCGCUGGGAACAAGUCCGGCCGCCACUGGUUCUGCUGGUAGCGCUAGCAGCACUACGUGGCCCGGGGACGUGGAUGACAGUACACCGUUGUAUGAGUGUAGCGGGAGAAGCUCGGUUGAACUUCAUUGUGCUAGCGAUGCUCACGCUUUUGCUGCGGCGGCCAGCUGGCUCGAUUCCUUCCAAGACUUACUGGCCUCAUCUUACGACGAGCUCAUAGCUUUGCAAUUCGCAAGAGCUGCAGUCAUGCUAUGA